Messenger RNA from Zymoseptoria tritici IPO323, 1431 nucleotides. RefSeq lists its product as uncharacterized. The coding region runs from base 1 to 1431 and encodes 476 amino acids. The transcript has 2 exons. The record is from RefSeq and is a predicted model, not a curated record. Lineage: Eukaryota; Fungi; Ascomycota; Dothideomycetes; Mycosphaerellales; Mycosphaerellaceae.
AUGGCAGAGAUCGAAGUCCAAAGCGAUAGCGACAAUGACACCUUCAGCGACAUACUGAACGAUACGGUGAACAACGUCAUUGAUCAAGUCAACGAAACGGUCACUGAAACGUUCGUUGCCUUCGAUGCCUACUUCAGCAAUUAUCACAACUGGGAUGACUAUGUCGAUGGCGUCACGGAGAACAUAUUGGAAGACGGAUUUGAUCUUACAGACCUUCUGCCGCCGACCAUCAACGUCUCAUCUUUCGAUAAUGAAUUGGACCUCGCUAUACCCGCCACCACAAUCACUUUUCGCUUCGAAGAUCUGGACUUGUACCUCGAGCUCGAAACCAAGCUUAAAGCAUCCGCGACAUACACAUUGAAGCUUAUGCCGCCUGGAGCGAAUCCUGUGGGCAUCGAGCUGCCAAAUAACAUCAAGUUCGGGGUCAUAUUCUCUGUCGACUUGAUCUUGGCCAUUGAUGGAGAACUGGAUAUCACCGGUGGACUGCACGUCAAAGUCGAUGAUCAUGUCGCCAUGAGACUCGAGCUUUUCGGCGACAAGGUGUCAGACAUGAGCCUUGAAGGCGGUCACUUUGAACUAUUGCCGGUGACCGUGCAAAGUGCCACCGCCUCGUUCACGGCAACGCUUCGACUGGGCGCCAAAGCAGCCAUGACUAUCGGAAACGUGAUACCCUUGACUGACGAGAUUCCUUCCCCUCUCAAGGACGCGAAAGUGGGCAACUUGUCGCUGAGCGACCUGCAGCUUGCCGGUGGCAUUUUGAUGGGUGUCAACGCCGAUGUUGCAGUCUUCAAGACGUCUUUCGAGCUGGUACCUGCCGAUCCCGACUGCCGGUUCAAAGUAGUUCAAGACUACAGCCUCGCCCUGGGUGCUACAGCUGGAGCUCAAGUCACCGUUGGCACAGUCAUGUACGGACCCGCCGUCGCGACGAGUACAGCGGUGUAUACCACGACACUCAACAGCUACUGUGUGAUUGAUGCCGCGCCCACGGUCACCUCUACCGCCGAAAAGCUGAAGCGACAGGCCACAGCCGGCGAGUACUCUACCGAGCUAACGACAACGCGGCUGUACUCCGCCAUCGAAUGUCCAGCUACCGUCACGGGCGAAUGUCCGGUGUCUUUGCAGACCACAAUGCACCAGAUCGAGACCACGUCGACGACGGUCUACGCUGCCAACGAAUAUGACCUUCCGAGCGAGUAUCCCACGGCAGCUACGUCCAUGGCCGCAAUCACUCGCAUCCCGCUCGGCACAGGAGCCCAAAAACUGGAGCGUAUAUCCGGUAGUCCGAGCGCCUACACUCCUGGUCCGACCUCCGUGAGUGAAUACGUCAACGAUGCAGUCGAAGCUGCGAAGAAGCACAGAUCGAUCGCAAUCGGUGUGGGUGUUGGGUUGGGCGUGCCGUUACUCGUUCUCAUCGGUGCGCUGGUAUUGUAA